AUGAAUGAAAUCGAAGAAGAAUAUACUACAAGAAGAUUCAAGAUGACGCAUGUGAUAGAAAGUAUGAAGGAGAUGGAAGUGGGGGAUACUCAUCAUGGAGAGAUGGAGAACCAUUUUGGAGUUGAUUGGACCACCUAUAUGCAUAGAGACGAGUCUAACCUACACAUCGGUCUAAAAUGUCACGCUCCCCACGAAUCCAAGUCGCCAUGGUCUAUGAUCACAAACAUCUCUCUGAAAUCCAACCAGGUCCUUGGUUUCUCUUUUUUUGAGUUGGAUCAUUGUUUUCAUACUGAAAACUAUCAGAAAUCCGAAAACUUUGAUGAUCUCAAGAGAUAUUGGGAGAUAUGCAAGGAGAAACCGCUGAAAUUCAAUUUUUUCGUAGAGGUCACUGAUGUUAGUGGGGUUCCAGGAUAUGAUGAGCCCAUGGUAACGCUGAUAGUCAAUAAGCAGAAAAUACAAGUGGCGAGGAAGACUCUUGUCAGAGAAUCUCUCCAUUUCCGUCAAUUACUGGUAAGGAAACCGCCUGGAAGUUGUGAGAUUCCGGUCGGGCGCCCUUUUUAUAAUUUGCAACUACUUUUACCAGUUCUGGAGGAAACCUCGGUUAUAAAUGAUAAAACGGUCCUUCGAAUUUUGCAAACAGCAUACAAAUUCAUGUUCCCUGUAGUUGUGAAGCGGUGCGAGUAUUUUUUGAUGGAGCGCUCUCGGAAGUGUGCAGAAAUAUUGAAGGGGAUCGCAGAGAGAUAUGGUUUGGAGAAGUUGAAGCUGCAUCUCCUCGACUGGGAAGACUAUGACAAUAUGGCCUACCUAACUUGUGACAUCUGCAAAAAGAUAUUCCCUGAAAUACCGGAUACCCUGGACUGUGGUCACUCAUUUUGCCGUCCGUGUAUUCUAAACAGUAAGAGAGAACGGGAGAUGAAGGGGCAGAAUCUCAUCUGUGCCAGAUGUGGAGCAGUGGAUGUGUCUGGACAAGUUAUGCCGAAUUUCGCGGUGGCUAAUAUACUGUACAUGAUGAAAGAAGGGGAAUCUGUAAUGGCAGAAAAGAAGAAGAAAAAGAAGAAGAAAAGAUUUUAUGGUUUAAAAAAACAGAAAUCAUUAGAUGAAAUUUAA
Messenger RNA from Caenorhabditis remanei, 1107 nucleotides. RefSeq lists its product as uncharacterized. The record is from RefSeq and is a predicted model, not a curated record. NCBI's taxonomy places the organism in Eukaryota, Metazoa, Nematoda, Chromadorea, Rhabditida, Rhabditidae. The transcript is spliced from 6 exons. The coding region runs from base 1 to 1107 and encodes 368 amino acids. Gene Ontology annotation, molecular function: protein binding.